AUGGAGGACUGGAAACCAUCUGAAUAUUGGAAGAAGGUUAUCUGUUUCAUGAUGAUUCGCUCCGGCUGUCAAAAUGUCGACAUCAUGACUGCUGUUGAAUGCUCUGUGAACACAACAAAAGCUGUAAGACGUGAUAUGAGCAGCCUGAAAAACCGAGUUACCCAAACGAUGAUGGCCUUUUAUCGUAAUGGUGGUGAUGGUGAUGUCGAAGAUGACAGCGACGACGAAGCAGUUGAUGAAGACACCGACGCCUUUGACGACUUGGACGCCUUUGACGACUUGGACGCCUUUGACGACAACGACUUUAAUGACGAUGAUAAUAACGAUGAAAACGACGUUGAUAUUUUGGAUAAUGAUCCUGAUCACAACGAUAGCAGUGAUUACGAUGGCGAUAACGAAAAUGAUACAGAUAUGAUUAAACCAAAUUAA
This is a messenger RNA of Octopus bimaculoides (California two-spot octopus), 429 nucleotides long. RefSeq lists its product as uncharacterized. The record is from RefSeq and is a predicted model, not a curated record. Lineage: Eukaryota; Metazoa; Mollusca; Cephalopoda; Octopoda; Octopodidae.